Amblyraja radiata (thorny skate) is the source of this 554-nucleotide messenger RNA. RefSeq names its product cartilage intermediate layer protein 1-like. NCBI's taxonomy places the organism in Eukaryota, Metazoa, Chordata, Chondrichthyes, Rajiformes, Rajidae. The record is from RefSeq and is a predicted model, not a curated record. The transcript has 6 exons. Bases 63 to 554 code for a protein of 163 amino acids.
GUCACACAGUGAUGCUGUCAUGUUAUCCUGUCCAUAGCUGACUCCCACAGAAUUUGAACAGAAUGGUUAAAGCAUUUUUGGUAUUUAUAACUAUUGUCAAACUCUGCACCAACAAUCAUGUUACUGGAUUUCGCAAAGAAGUCUGUUGCAAAACUGAGUGGUUUGACCGUGAUGACCCAUCAGGAAAUGGAGAUUAUGAACUCCUCGCCGAUCUGCAAAAGGAAAAUCCUGGCCGCAUCUGCACUAAACCAAUUGCCUGUGAGGUAGAAACCACAAAAGGGGUUCCGGCCUCACAGACUGGAGAGAACUUCGCCAGUUGCAACGCUUCUACUGGGUUCUUUUGUGUGAACAAAAACCAACGUGAUGGCUCAUGUCAAGAUUACAGAAUACGAUUCCACUGCCCUGAUUCAUAUUGUGAGUAUGAUGCAAUUGUAAAACUUAUUUUGUUAAUAUUAGCUCCAGAAGAAGAUUAUGACACUGACAUAAUUGCAGCUCACCUAUUACUCAGCCAUCUUCUUCCGGUCCCUAUAUUUGGUGAUUUUCUUAAUUUCUAA